This is a messenger RNA of Chanos chanos (milkfish), 1583 nucleotides long. RefSeq names its product potassium channel tetramerization domain containing 5b (gene kctd5b). Lineage: Eukaryota; Metazoa; Chordata; Actinopteri; Gonorynchiformes; Chanidae. The record is from RefSeq and is a predicted model, not a curated record. Gene Ontology annotation, cellular component: cytoplasm; Cul3-RING ubiquitin ligase complex. Gene Ontology annotation, biological process: protein homooligomerization; proteasome-mediated ubiquitin-dependent protein catabolic process. Gene Ontology annotation, molecular function: cullin family protein binding. The transcript is spliced from 6 exons. Bases 225 to 899 code for a protein of 224 amino acids.
GAUUCAGACAUUCAGUGCGUAUGGUGAUGAAUAUUGAAGCCAACAGCCGAAAGGAAACUUCAGACUAGGGUGUGAGACGGGUUUCACUCAUGUAAAAUAAAUAGACAGACACUCCCAGCUCUCUGCGCCCAGCACCCUGCUCUCUGCCGCUUCUUACUAAUCCAACCACCGCCGUUUCCUGGCCGGAGAUCGCUGCACCCAAAAAGAGAAGGAAGCAACCGGGAAUGGCACAGAGUAGUGCAGAAAUCAGCGCCCAGAGCUGUCGGAGGUGUCCGCUCCAGGCUCCAGGGGAAAGAGAGUACACGACUUUUAACGGCGCUUCCAAAUGGGUUCGUCUCAACGUCGGAGGAACGUAUUUUCUGACAACACGACAGACUUUGUGCCGGGAUCCCAAGUCGUUUUUGUACCGUCUGUGCCAGGCGGACCCAGAUCUGGACUCUGACAAGGAUGAGUCUGGUGCCUAUUUGAUUGACAGAGAUCCAGUGUACUUUGGUCCAGUUCUGAAUUACUUGAGACACGGCAAACUAGUGUUGAACAAAAACUUAACUGAAGAAGGUGCUCUUGAGGAGGCGGAGUUUUACAAUAUCACAUCAUUAAUAAAACUCAUCAAAGACAAAAUCAGAGAACGUGAUUCCAAAUCAGCACAUACUCCAGUAAAGCAUGUCUAUAGGGUUCUACAGUGUCAGGAAGAGGAGUUGACCCAGAUGGUUUCCACCAUGUCAGAUGGCUGGAAGUUUGAGCAGUUGGUCAGUAUUGGCUCCUCCUAUAAUUAUGGCAAUGAGGACCAGGCAGAGUUUCUGUGUGUCGUUUCCAAGGAACUGCACAACCAAUCAUACGGCAGUAACAGCCAACCCAGUGAGAAAGCCAAGAUUCUUCAGGAGCGAGGUUCUAGAAUAUGAACAUUCCAGCCAAGAAUCACACAAACAAACAACAUAUCAAUGUCUGAGUGAGACCAUUCCAGGAGCAUGAUCAGAACAUGCCACGGAUGGGCCCCACGCACACACACACACGCACACACACACACACGCUCACACACACGUGCGCGUGUGUAUUGUCCAAGUAGAGAACACACAAACCAACACAACAGCACGUUACCAGCACAGAUACAACACCACACAACUCCCACUUGUUCAUCUGUAGUUUUAAAUGAAUCUGUUUUGGUGCCUGUCCACCUGGGAUUGAAACUGGAUUUUCUCUAAAAGACAAAGAAUUUGUUCCAGUUUGUUGCUGGUUUUACAAAUCCAGCAGGUCAGACAAAAGCUUGACCAGUAAAUCUCUCUCAGGGAUCUGCUCUCAUGGUGUAAAGGCAAACACAGUCGCCUCACGUCUCAGUACCAAAACACAGCUACAGUAACACAAAUGCCUGCUGGUGGCGUGAGAGCAGCGCUUUCUUAAGGUGAUAAAUAUUUAAGACGUGUUUGAAACACAGUGUCUUGAAAUUUGCCUUGAGAACUCUGUCAGGAUGUCUGAGGUCUGUUUUUUUUUGGUGGUGUUGUUGGUUCUUUGUGUUCCUGUUUGUGGAUUACUGCUCAUACUUCAUAACAGCAUUGCCCUCAGGGUCUACCAGUCUCACAUUCAGAAAG